Messenger RNA from Harpia harpyja (harpy eagle), 720 nucleotides. RefSeq names its product transmembrane protein 178A (gene TMEM178A). The record is from RefSeq and is a predicted model, not a curated record. Gene Ontology annotation, biological process: regulation of cytosolic calcium ion concentration; negative regulation of osteoclast differentiation. Lineage: Eukaryota; Metazoa; Chordata; Aves; Accipitriformes; Accipitridae. The transcript has 5 exons. Gene Ontology annotation, cellular component: endoplasmic reticulum membrane.
AUGGCGCCGCGCCUCAGCUCCGCGCAGGCGCGAGCCCCGCCCCCCGGCCCAGGGUGGGCGUAUGAGAAGCGCGCCGCCCUCGGCCCCUCCUUCCGCCUGCGCCUGCGCCGUGCGGGCCGAGGCUGGGCAGCGGGCAGUGCUCUGGGGCCGUGCCUGAGCUCGGGUGCGCUGGGGCUGCUGCUGGCACCGACCACCGGUACGAGACCGACCCGCGGCGGCACCGGCAGCGCUUGCAUCACUCAGAGAUGCACUGCUAUCAAGUACCACUUUUCCUAGCUGGUAUGUUUGCACAACGUCCGCUUCAACCUGAUGAAGAUGAUCCACCAAGACGAAUGGCAUUUGCGCCAUAAAUCACGGCGCAUGGCUGCAGAUGUUCUUCUCUGCGAGUGCAUCAUGGCAGCAGUCAGCUUCUUCUGGGAGGAAAGCCUCACCCAGCGCAUUGCAGGUCUGCUGUUCCUGGGGACAGGAACAUUUUCCAUUGUAUCUCUGUGCACUUAUGCAGCCAGCAUAUCAUAUGACCUAAACCACCUCCCCACAUUCAUCUCUAAUCUUCCCAAUGAUGCAGAACAUGGAUACAGCUGGUCUGUGUUUUGUGCUUGGUGAAGUCUGGGAUUUACAGUAGCAGCUGCGUGUCUUUGCACAGCUUACCCGUUUGUUAGCAGGGGCAACAUUAUGCAGCCUCCGUAUGACUGCCCACCUGCCACUAGCACCCUUCAGUGA